ACAGCGACAAUAAAAGCAGGUCAGAACAUCAUCGAUUAGAGAGAUGAGCGACCCGCAGAGAUCUCAGAGGAAUGUACGUUUAAUUAUAAGUUUUGUUUCAUGCCGAGACUCUGGUGGAGUCAUUAAGCUGACUCCGUUUAUCUUUACCGACAAAAAGUGCGGACACGGACAAAACAAAGCUACGAAGACUCACUGACAGCCUGUCAAUAUGGCAAUUAAACGACCUAAAGUUGCUAUUGGAUUCAUAGUGGCAGGUGUGCUGAUGGUGCUUUUCGGCACAAUUAUGUGUUUUGUGGUGCCAUUAGUCAUCGACGACCAAAUAGUAAAGCACACAGUAAUUGAUCCAAAGAAUGAUCUCACAUACACCAUGUGGAAAGACAUCCCUGUGCCGUUCUUUAUGUCAGUCUACUUCUUCAAUGUCCUCAAUCCUGCUGAGAUACUGAAAGGAGAAAAGCCGAUGGUGGAACAGAGAGGACCUUAUGUUUACAGAAAGCAGUGUCAGAAGGAAAACAUUACAUUCCAUCCCAACGGUACAGUGUCCUACAGGGAAUACAGACAGUACCACUUCGAGCCCUCCAUGUCUGCUGGGAACGAGUCUGAUGUUGUCACAAUUCCAAACAUGUUGGUGUUGGGUGCAUCAGUGAUGAUGGAAAACUUGCCCUAUGUACUGCGCCUCAUGAUGAGUGCAACCUUUAAAACUUUUAAAGAAGGUCCCUUCCUGACCAAGCCUGUAGGGGAGCUUAUGUGGGGUUAUGACAGUGGACUAGUGGAUUUUCUAAAUCAAUACCUGCCAGGAAUGAUUCCCACAUCAGGAAAAUUUGGCCUCUUUUCAGAAUUCAACAACUCCAACACUGGCCUGUUCACAGUCUUUACUGGAAAAGAUGACAUUAGAAAAGUCCACAGAGUCGACUCUUGGAAUGGUCUGACUGAGCUGCCAUACUGGAGGACUGCUCAGUCUAACAUGAUCAAUGGAACAGCUGGGCAGAUGUGGCCUCCUUUCAUGACGAAACAGAGCACUUUGCCUUUCUACAGCCCUGACGCGUGCAGGUCUAUGGAGCUGGUUUAUCAGCGUCCUGGAGAGAUGAACGGGAUCCCUCUAUAUCGAUAUGUUGCACCCAAGACCCUUUUUGCCAAUGGGACGGAUUAUGCUCCCAAUGAAGGCUUCUGCCCCUGUAGACAGUCUGGACUCCUCAAUGUUAGCAGUUGCCGCCACAACUCUCCAGUCUUCAUCUCUCAUCCUCACUUCUUUAAUGCUGAUCCUGUGCUGCUGGACUACGUGCAGGGUCUUAAUCCCAGUGAGGAGAAGCACGGCCUCUUCAUAGACAUUCACCCACAAACGGGUGUCCCUCUGAAUGUGUCCAUCCGCCUGCAGCUCAACCUCUACAUGAAAAAAGUCUCAGGAAUUACUGAAACUGGAAAGAUUUCUGAUGUGGUGAUGCCUAUGAUCUGGUUUGAGGAGAACGGAUAUAUUGAUGGCCCAAUCGUCAAUACGUUCCGUACAAACUUGGUUGUUCUACCUACUGUUUUGGAAUACCUACAGUACAUCCUCAUAGGGCUUGGUCUGGCAACCAUCAUCAUCGCUGCUGUAGUGUAUCGCAAAGUGAAGAGUAAUCAACCUGACCACAGCAACCUAUCGGAUGGAAUCAAAUGUAGUUCAGCUGAAGAGAGGGACUCUCUGCUACAAGAUGACAUGAACUGAAUGAUGCGCAAAUAAGCCCAUCCAGCUGUUGUUGUGGACUUACCAGCAUCCUCAAAGUAUAAUUUAACUGAAACACUGUCACAAGUGGUUUUGCAAUUGUGUGUAUUUAUAUACAUAUUAAGAAGUAAAGCAAUAAUGUAAUCUUUUCAUAUAGAAUAAGAUUUAUGGAACUCUAUAACUCAGUAUGUGUUUAUGUUCUGGCUGCAUGAGUUGAAACUGUUUUGUCUCUCAAGACAGAAUAAGAGAAGAUUUGGAAACCACCUUUUUUUUUCUUUUUUUUUUUUUUUUUUCCCCCCCCCUUUAGUUCAAAUCUUCCAAAAAAAAACAACAAAUAGGCUAUUCUUUCCAGUUGCCAGUCUAAACCCAUUGAGCCUGUUAUGAUCAUCAUCACAUUUGAAAUGGAACAAUUUAUAAUUUCAUAAUUUUAUGCUUCAGCAGUAAUUACUGUGGUGAUUAUUUAUAUGGUAACUUGAAAGAAAUGUUUUGGUGAGUUAAAAAAAACAAAACAAAAUAGAACCAUCCAACAUAACGGUCUUACCUUUGCCAUGAAAGCAUUUAUCUGCAUUAAGUUUUACAUGCACUGAGGAUUAUAGAGAGAUGUUGGAACUACUUGUCGAGGCUCAAGCUGUCAAACGUCUGACCACCUGUGAGUCAAGCAGAGCUGAUGCACUCCUGUUUCUGUAUCACUGUAUUCUGUAAAGCUGUAUUUCUUGAAAUGUAUGAGGAUAAUGCAGUUUGGUGCAAAGCACCUUCUUAAAAAAAGUUAAUAAAUUAAAAGAAACAUGGCGGUUAAGUAUAAA
Messenger RNA from Maylandia zebra (zebra mbuna), 2499 nucleotides. RefSeq names its product scavenger receptor class B, member 1 (gene scarb1). The record is from RefSeq and is a predicted model, not a curated record. Gene Ontology annotation, molecular function: scavenger receptor activity; lipid binding; low-density lipoprotein particle binding. Gene Ontology annotation, cellular component: cytoplasm; caveola. Gene Ontology annotation, biological process: cholesterol import; cholesterol efflux; recognition of apoptotic cell. Lineage: Eukaryota; Metazoa; Chordata; Actinopteri; Cichliformes; Cichlidae.